UUUUUUCGUAAAGCAUUAAACUUUCCGAAAGGAGAGUAGUGCUGUAAUAACAUAUCAUCUCCGACGACAGAGAAGAAGAAGAAGAAGAGCUACGAAGUGAGAGGGAUUUGUGUGUGAUAAUGGAUCGGAUUCUGAAGGCCGCUCGAACAUCUGGUUCGCUGAAUCUUUCCAAUCGAUCUCUCUUGGAUGUGCCUACUGAGGUAUAUCAAUGUCUAGAAACGACAGGGGAAGGAGAAAACUGGUGGGAGGCUGUUGAUUUGCAGAAGUUGAUUUUGGCACAUAAUGACAUUGAGGUUUUAAGGGAAGAUCUUAAGAACCUUGCCUGUUUGGUUGUGCUAAAUGUCAGUCACAAUAAGUUGUCUGAACUUCCAGCAGCUAUUGGGGAGCUUACAGCAAUGAAGUCGUUGGAUGUGUCCUUCAACUCAAUAUCAGAACUUCCUGAGCAAAUUGGUUCAGCAAUUUCUCUUGUCAAGCUUGACUGUUCAAGCAAUCGGCUUAAAGAAUUGCCAGAAUCUCUUGGAAGGUGUUUAGACUUAUCCGAUUUGAAGGCCUCAAAUAAUCAAAUUUCCAGUUUGCCAGAAGACAUGGUGAACUGUUCAAAAUUAUCUAAACUGGAUAUGGAGGGAAACAAGCUCACAGUUCUCUCUGAGAAGCACAUAGCAUCAUGGACCAUGCUUACAGAACUUAAUGCAUCUAAGAAUAUCUUGGGUUGUCUACCACAAAAUAUCGGAAGCCUUUCGCGUCUUAUCCGGCUUGACCUUCAUCAGAACAAAAUCUCUUCUGUUCCACCAUCAAUAGGCGGUUGCUCCUCCCUUGUGGAGUUCUAUUUGGGAAUUAACUUGCUAUCAACAUUACCAGCAGAGAUUGGAGAUCUAUCACGUCUAGGAACAUUGGAUCUUCGUUCUAAUCAGCUCAAGGAAUAUCCAGUUGGCGCAUGUAAAUUGAAGCUCUCGUACCUAGAUCUUUCAAAUAAUUCAUUGACAGGAUUGUAUCCUGAGCUUGGAAACAUGAUUACUCUGAGAAAGCUUGUGCUUGUUGGGAAUCCUUUGAGAACCCUUAGAAGCACAUUAGUAAAUGGCCCUACAGCUGCUCUACUGAAAUAUCUUAGGAGCCGCCUUUCUGAUAGUGAAGAAACAAGUGCAAGCACUCCAACAAAGGAAAAUGUAAUUGCUUCAGCAGCUCGUAUGUCUAUUUCUUCAAAGGAACUUUCUCUGGAAGGUCUCAACUUGAGUGCUGUCCCUGCAGAAGUUUGGGAAUCUGGUGAGAUCACGAAAGUUAAUCUUUCUAAAAACUCUAUCGAGGAAUUACCUGCUCAACUUUCUUCAUCUGUUUCCCUUCAGACUUUAAUUUUGUCACGGAACAAGAUUAAAGAUUGGCCAGGUGCGAUCUUGAAGUCACUUCCCAAUCUUGUGUGCUUGAAGUUGGAUAAUAAUCCCCUGAAGCAAAUUCCACUAGAUGGGUUUCAAGCAGUCUCUGGGCUUCAGAUUCUAGACCUAAGUGGUAAUGCAGUUUUCAGAGAGCAUCCUAAGUUUUGCCACUUGCCACAACUGCAAGAGCUUUAUUUGAGUCGAAUCCAGCUAUCUGAAGUCCCUGAAGAUAUCCUCAACUUAUCUAGCCUGCUUAUCCUUGACUUGAACCAGAAUUCACUUCAAUCGAUUCCCAAGGGUAUCAAGAGCAUGACUUCACUCAAACAUCUGGACAUAUCCAACAACAAUAUUUCAAGUCUUCCCCCAGAACUGGGUUUGCUUGAGCCUACACUUGAGGUUCUAAGACUUGACGGGAACCCAUUAAGAAGCAUCAGGAGGCCAAUUCUAGAAAGGGGAACAAAAGCUGUGUUGAACUACCUGAAAGACAGACUUCCAGAUCAGUAGCUUCACAACAUUAACAUCAAUAUACCUAUGUUGUUGUUUGUAACAUAUGCGUGAAGCAGCGCCAGAUUGAAUUUUAUUGAUGAGAGAUGAAAUAACAUAUUGUAAGAGAUUUUACUUUUUGUUGUUGUGUAUUUGGGUACGUCAUUUGUUGUGUGAUUUGUACUACAAAUUCAGGUCUCCUAUGACUUCAACAGGAAAAAACUUGUAAAAAUUGGUUGUUUAUGUUUCUCCAUCCUUCAUUGUCGAAUGCAAACUUAUAUUGCAGAGUA
This is a messenger RNA of Capsella rubella, 2140 nucleotides long. RefSeq names its product plant intracellular Ras-group-related LRR protein 6. Lineage: Eukaryota; Viridiplantae; Streptophyta; Magnoliopsida; Brassicales; Brassicaceae. The transcript has 22 exons. The coding region runs from base 120 to 1871 and encodes 583 amino acids. Gene Ontology annotation, molecular function: protein binding. The record is from RefSeq and is a predicted model, not a curated record.